Molecule: messenger RNA, 1794 nt
Organism: Trichosporon asahii var. asahii CBS 2479
Lineage: Eukaryota; Fungi; Basidiomycota; Tremellomycetes; Trichosporonales; Trichosporonaceae
Product: inositol-polyphosphate 5-phosphatase
Exons: 7
Coding region: 1-1794 (597 amino acids)
Biological process (GO): phosphatidylinositol dephosphorylation
Molecular function (GO): phosphatidylinositol-4,5-bisphosphate 5-phosphatase activity
Source: RefSeq, a predicted model, not a curated record
AUGAUGCGGCAUCGCAAUAUCCGAAUCCUCUCUAUCCGCAUCGCGACGUACAACGUGAACGACCGCGUCCCGCCGUCCGGCACGAAAGAGCUUGGUCCGCUGGUCGGCCACGGGCAAGACGACAUCAUCGUCGUUGGACUGCAGGAAGCAGAUCUGCGGAGCUCGUCCAUGCUGGUUUCGCAAGGCGGCGACCGUGCUGCCGCGUGGGAGGAGGCAAUCUUCAACGGAUUCGGCGACAACCGUGACCUGUACGAGAAGGUCGAGCUUGUGCAGUACGUCGGCGUCGCUCUGUUCGUAUUCGCGCGGAGCGAGAUCCGCACCGAAAUUCGGCGCUGCGAGACGUCUUCCCGCGGUAUCGGGCUUCUCGGCUUUGGCGGUAACAAGGCUGGAGUCGCGGCCCGCAUGAAGAUUUACGACACUACCCUCGAGCGCCGGCGGUACGACUACUACUCCCUUCUGAACGGCCUUGGCUUCCCCGCACCGACAACGACGGGCGGGGCGAGUCAGGCUCUGGAGCCGUACUGGCCCGCGAAGGAAGGGGACAUGCUCCGGGUUGACGAUAGCGAUGUUCUGCUGAUCUCCGACAUUGAGGACUCCAAGUCAUUCAUCGGCUUCAAGGAGGCGGACAUUAACUUCCGGCCCACGUUCAAGUACGUGCACGGCUCCGUGACGCUGGACCCGAAGCGAGCGCCGGCGUACACCGACCGCAUUCUGUACAAGACACGGGACACGACUGUCGUGCCGAAGAGCUACAAACCGGACGAUCUGCUAUGGAGCGACCACCUGCCACUCGCAGGAGUGUACUCGCUCGAUGCUCACGUGCUCGAUGAGUCAAAGCGCAGCGAACAGCUCGUCAUGGCGCAAUGCGAGCUCGACCGCCUCGACGAGUUGUACCGCCCGAGCCUGGACGUUGUUGAAGGUGACCUGGAGUUCGGAGAGCCCGUGCGGCGAGAACUUACCUUGAAGAACAACGGGCGUGUGCCAGCCUCGUUCUCGUUCCGCACGCCGUCAGAGGGCAAGCCCAUCUGCCAACCGUGGUUCUGGCCGACGCCGUUCAAGGGUGUUGUUGAGAGCGGUCAGGAACUCAAGAUUGUCGUUGUCGCCGAUGUAGACGCGGAGAGCACGCUGUCUCUCGACGUUGAGAAAGACAUGAACGUCGAAGAAGGGAAAGAGUCCUUCAUCUCGCUAUGCGGUCAGUUCGUUCCAACGACAACUGGCGUCGCCCUCGACUUGCUGCCUCGCCUUCCGGGUGCGAUCCAGAAGCUGCCGCUGGCAACGCGGAAAGACCUGCUCGGUCCCGCCGGUGACGCGCGCGAGGCAAGCACCUACUCCGAGACCGGCACGCCGACAAAGGGCAAGCCGCCGCGAGAGAUCUGGCGCCUGCUCGAGCACCUCAUGGGCGUCGGCGAAAUUCCGGACCUCUUCACUGGCACUGUUCCCCUGGACGAAGCCCUCGCUGUGAUCGACGCACUCGACUCUGGGGCGGACAUCGAGGGCAGCCCAAGAGCGGUCGCCCACGCCCUCCUGCUCGUGCUGUACAAGCUGCCCAGCCCCCUGAUCCCGAAGGAGGUGCAUGUGCUGUGCAAGAUUGUCAUGACGCGCGACGAAGUGUACGCCAUUGUGGAGAAGAUCCCGGGCGUCAAUGCCAAUGUUCUCAUCGGUGUCACAAGCGUGGUGCGAUUGUGUAGCGGUGACAAGGUCGACGAUGCGACUGUGAAGGCGCUGUCGAUGGCAGUCUUUGGCGGCCCGACGUCGUUCAUGGAGCCGUUCGUCAAGGCGCUGCUCGAGGGAUAA